AGAUUUAAUUGUGUGUUUUUAUCUUGUUCAUUUAUUUCAAAUAUAAAUUUAUAAAACUCCCAAAAAAGCACUUUUGUUCUGGCAUGUAAGCGGACACCCUGCAGCGGGGUCCUGAGCGUGGCAGGAAACAGGAAGAGAAGAUGACGGUCCAUAACUUGUACAUAUUUGACCGUAAUGGCAGCUGUCUGUAUUAUAAUGAGUGGAACCGUAAGAAGCAGGCAGGGAUCCCCAAAGAGGAGGAGUUUAAGCUGAUGUAUGGGAUGCUGUUUUCCAUCCGUUCAUUCGUCAGUAAGAUGUCUCCUCUGGACAUGAAGGAGGGCUUCUUGUCCUUUCAGACCAGCAAGUAUCGUCUUCACUACUAUGAGACUCCCAGUGGACUGAGGUUCGUCAUGAACACAGACCUGUCUGUCCCCAACGCCAGAGAGACACUGCAGCACAUAUACAGCAACCUGUAUGUGGAGUACAUAGUGAAGAACCCGGUGUGUGUGUUGGGUCAAAGUUUGGACAGCGAGCUGUUCAGCAGUCGACUUGACGCCUUCAUCAGAGCUCUGCCAUACUACAGUCCCCGCGCCGCCUAACAAACACACACACUGUUACACACACACACACACACACUAACACAAAUACUGUAUCACACACACACAUUGAUAGUGAAGGUGUAUUUAUUGUGAAGAUGUUUGUAUUAAAGGAGUGUGAACUCGU
Messenger RNA from Epinephelus moara (kelp grouper), 702 nucleotides. It is a transcript of the gene trappc1, whose product is annotated as trafficking protein particle complex subunit 1. The transcript has 5 exons. The record is from RefSeq and is a predicted model, not a curated record. Lineage: Eukaryota; Metazoa; Chordata; Actinopteri; Perciformes; Serranidae. Gene Ontology annotation, cellular component: TRAPP complex. Bases 141 to 578 code for a protein of 145 amino acids. Gene Ontology annotation, biological process: endoplasmic reticulum to Golgi vesicle-mediated transport.